Messenger RNA from Drosophila miranda, 2138 nucleotides. RefSeq lists its product as uncharacterized. Lineage: Eukaryota; Metazoa; Arthropoda; Insecta; Diptera; Drosophilidae. The transcript has a single exon. The record is from RefSeq and is a predicted model, not a curated record. The coding region runs from base 787 to 1092 and encodes 101 amino acids.
AGACUGACUCCUACGCCGCUAAAGCUACAGCUGCAGCAAUAGCAGCAUCUUCCAUUCGCACGAAAAUGCAAAUGAGAAGCGGCUGGCAUUGUCGGUGGAGGGGCAGAGAGCGGGCGGGCGCAAACAGGCAUUUUAUGAAUGAAAUUAAAUGCGAGGGCGACUGAGGAUCGCAAAUGAAGCCAAGCCAACAACAGCAACAAAACACUAGCGCGGGCAGCAGCUCAAGCCGAUACCGAAGCUGUAGGCAAGGCCAUGAUGACACGAAGACCAGAGAGAGAGAGAGAGAGAGAGAGAGAGAGAGAGAAAGAGCACGAACACGAAGCUCCUGCGCUGGCAGGCUGCUGUGUGCUGUGGGUCUCUGCUGCCUGCUCGCUACUCCUCUGCCGCUUUGACGGCGACGGCGUCGUCAUUUCACUUGCAUACGCUCGACGCGUCGGUUCGAAUACAGUUUUUUGCACGCUGUGUGUGCGCGCUGCCGCUCUUGGUCGCCCCUCUGAAACAUUUUUUCUACUCUUGCCGCGACACGUCCCGCUACCCCAACAAGGAAGAACAAGAACAAAAACAAGCGAAACGUCAACACGGAAUAUUGCAUUUAAAACAACAGUUGGACUAGCGGUAACUGCCAAACAGGAAAUCGAAAACGAAACAAAAGCAACAUAAAGGGCUGAAACAUAUCAACCGAAGAUACCAAAGAUAACCAAAGACAGCUAAAAUACAGCAUAGAAAGCAUAGAAAGCAUAGAAAGCAUAGAAUCAAACGGAACUCCAAUCAAAAACUUCAAUCAAAAUGAACUCAAAAGUGAAUUCGCUGGAGGAGAAAGUGAAACUGCCGCCCACAGAGACAAUAAGUCGCUGCUACCAGCCGCAGCAAAGCAACCGUAAGGUCAUCCGCAUCCUGACCGUCGCCGUGUACGUCCUAUGCGUCUCGCUGGCGGCCAUCAUGCUCUCGCUCUACUACAUAUUCAUAUGGGAUCCGACCAUCCGGCCGUUUGUUACCAAGGCCAAUCACUGCGGUAAGACUAAGACGGGAUCAGUGGGGCUGGGAGCCCCACUGGGAACCCCAAUCAAGCCAACGCAACCCAAACCUAACUGACCCAAUCGUAUCCUUAUUAACCCAUUUCAUAUUCCGAGUAUGCCAAUUUGCGUUGUGGUCAAUCUGCUGGUCAACUGCCCGAACACUGUGGCUUAAAUCGAGCUGCGACAUGGCCCAAAUCCGGGCCGGUGGCAGGGUGGAAGACCAUUAUCGAUGGGGUUGGAUGGUUCUCAAUGCCCGAAACGGAAGGGCGUGAAAGUUGCACACAUUUUACCGCCUCGCUCUCUCGUCCCCUUCUGUCCCUUCGAUUUUUGUUCAGUUUUUGUAAAUCAACUCGAAAUUAGGUCAAUGGGGUGUCAUGCACACGAGUACAUCCCCAACCCCAAUCCACCCUCCAGUCACCCUCACUCUCUCCACACCCACAAAAGGGUGCAGUUUUCCACUGUCUGUGUAUGCAUUUUCAUUUGCAGUUUGCAGUUCAAUCAAUCUAAUUCGGAGCAAUUAACACAGAGAAUCUCAUGCUCGUCUCGAGUGGCAUAGGAAGGAGCCAAAUAAAUGGGAUAUUAUAUCAAGGAAAAUUAUUUUUUUCGGAGCAGAAGGCACAGGGCAUGGUGUUCCUAAUCGCCCUGAAGCAAAUUUCUUGACCUGCCGGACACAGAGACAUAUGUAUGUACAUAUGUAUGUAUGCACGUAUGUUUUUAUGUAUUGGUAUGACCUACUAUGGGCCCCCAGCUAUCGAUAUGCCAUUGUUAGGGACAUACUACAUACAUAUAUGUACAUAUGUAUAUCAAAACAGAAAAGGGAAAUUAUAAUCAGGGACUACACAAAUCUCUGCAGCAAAAUUUGUGGUAAAAGGUGUCAAAAAACUUCAAAUUCCCUUCUACGUUAUUCAAAAAUAAAUAAAUGCAAGUUCUUAACCGGCUGAACACAGAGAAUGUACGAGUAUGACUCUAAUAUCAUGUCCGCUUGGACAACUUUUUGGAAACCCUCCCCUUUCAGCUCUAAGAUACAUGCCGGUAUUUCUAAGCAAACCUUAAAACAAACCACAAUAUAACAUUAAGCGGAUGAUAUUUUAUUAAGCAUUUUUAAAGCGGUAAAGAUAAGAC